AUGGGGCACACCGUCACAAAACUAAUGAUAACCACUGAACUGGAAAAGCUGAAGAGUGCUUUGGAAAACAAAAAUCUCCUAGAUCUUUCAAAAGAAAUUAAGGAAGAACUGGACUCACUAAACAGCAUCACCCUUGACAUUGCCAUCACAGGGGUAUCUGGAGCUGGUAAAUCAUCCUUUGUAAAUGCUCUGAGAGGCGUGAGUGAUUAUGAUGAUAGUGCAGCUAAGAUUGGUACCACAGAAACAACAAUGAAUCCAGAGAAAUAUAAACAUCCCAUAUUUCCCAACGUAGCCAUAUGGGAUCUACCAGGAAUUGGGACAACAGAAUUUAAAGCAAAUGAACAUCUGAAGAUGACCGAAUUUGCAAAGUAUGAUUUCUUCAUUAUUGUCACCGCAGAACGCUUUACAGAAAAUGAUGCCCUCCUAAGCAAUGAAAUUCAGAAAAUGGGAAAGAGGUGUUACUUGGUGCGCUCCAAAAUAGAUCUGAGUAUAAUGUCUGAAGAAAGGAAUCCAUACUACGUCGGUAAAGAAAAAUCCCUUGAGAAGAUUAGGGAAUAUUGCUGUGAAAAUCUGAGAAAAGCAGGGGUAUCUAACCCAAAGGUUUUUCUCCUUUCCAGCUGGAAGCCAAAUUUAUACGAUUUCCCCCUCUUGCAAGACACCUUAAAGAAUGAACAAGAUGACCUCAAGAGACUGGUUAUAAUUGAAUCCAUGCCAGUUUACUCAAGAGAAGCCCUAGAGAUUAAAAAGGCUGCUAUAGAGGAGAUUUUAUGGAAAGCAGCCCUUGUGUCUUGUGUUAUAGACGCCAUUACUAUCCCAGAUCUCUCUCUUGUUUGCGACUUUCCAUUCUUGGUGACAACAAUGGAAAAAUUCUACAAGAUUUUUGGUUUGGAUGAAAGGUCUCUUUAUAUACUUGCAAAACGGGUUGGCAAACCUAUUGAUGAAUUGAGAUUAGCUAUCAAGAAGUUGCCCACCAAAAUCACCAUAGAAUUUGUACAGGAUCAGGUGAAGAUUGAGUUAUCGAAAUCGUGGAUAAAGACCACAGUCGCAUAUGUUCUGGGCUUCAUACCAUUGUUGGGAUCUCUAGCUUCUUCUUUCGUAACCACCUACUUCAUAUUGAAAAAAAUUCUGAAUGAUGUUGUGGAAGAUGCUAAGAAUGUCCUGGCAAAAGCUAUAGAGCCAUAUGCCAAGCACAGUGCUGAGACCCCUGUGAUGAAUGACUGA
Molecule: messenger RNA, 1221 nt
Organism: Heteronotia binoei (common prickly gecko)
Lineage: Eukaryota; Metazoa; Chordata; Lepidosauria; Squamata; Gekkonidae
Product: interferon-inducible GTPase 5-like
Exons: 1
Coding region: 1-1221 (406 amino acids)
Cellular component (GO): membrane
Molecular function (GO): GTPase activity; GTP binding
Source: RefSeq, a predicted model, not a curated record